UAUUGACGAUUCAAUCAUUUGUACGCGAAGCCAACCAUACUCGCCGGAAACCGAAGAAAAAAGGGGCGGAGCAAAUCGGAACGAUGGGAGAAGCCAAUACAUCAUCAAUCGAUGAAGAUUUACUCCUCAAAAGCUUCUACGCUGAAGUCAGUGAGGUUGAACGCGAUAAUGAAGUCAUUAGGAUUCUUUCAUGCUUUAAGCUAAAUGCGUUUGAGUAUCUUAAUCUACCAUUUGAUUCAUCUCCAGAAGAUGUGAAAAAGCAAUAUCGUAAGAUAUCUUUGUUGGUUCAUCCUGACAAAUGCAAGCAUCCCCAGGCAAAAGAAGCUUUCUCUGCCCUAGCAAAAGCCCAACAACUAUUACUUGAUCCACAAGAAAGAGAGUAUCUUGUGAACCAGAUUAAUGCAGCAAGAGAAGAACUUCGAGCAAAGAGGAAAAAACAACUGAAGAAAGACACUGCAUCUAAGCUGAAGUCACUAGUAGAUGAGGGAAAAUAUGAGCAAGAAUAUGAAAAAUCAGAUGAGUUUCAACAGCAGCUAAAGUUGAAGGUUCGGGAAAUACUAACUGACCAAGAAUGGCGAAGGCGGAAAAUGCAGAUGAGGAUUUCUGAGGAGGAAGGCAGAUUGAAGAAAGAUGAGGAAGAAACCAAAGAGAUGUGGAAACGGAAACGUGAACACGAGGAGCAGUGGGAAGGAACAAGGGAAAAUAGGGUUUCUAGCUGGAGGGACUUUAUGAAAGGGGGAAAGAAGGUGAAAAAGGGUGAACUUCGACCACCGAAGCUGAAGACAGAAGACCCCAACAAGUCUUAUGUUCAAAGGCCGGUGAAGCGAGGUUAGGUGGGCUUACAAAAGCCAAACUCUACUGAAGUAUGUAACUCUCUAAUUGAUUUAGUGGUUGAAUACAAAACCUUGUAACUUUUUUAUUGUUAUCUACUAUCUUGCAGCCCACCCAGUAUAAGAGCAUUGUAUAUUUUGCAUUUUGUUCUGUUGUAGUUAAACACCACCCAAAUUAAAGUUUUAUUAUACCUUGAGUUAGUUUCAACUC
Molecule: messenger RNA, 1041 nt
Organism: Helianthus annuus (common sunflower)
Lineage: Eukaryota; Viridiplantae; Streptophyta; Magnoliopsida; Asterales; Asteraceae
Product: J domain-containing protein spf31
Exons: 9
Coding region: 84-833 (249 amino acids)
Source: RefSeq, a predicted model, not a curated record